Podospora anserina S mat+ is the source of this 3126-nucleotide messenger RNA. RefSeq lists its product as uncharacterized. The coding region runs from base 1 to 3126 and encodes 1041 amino acids. Gene Ontology annotation, molecular function: ubiquitin binding. Gene Ontology annotation, cellular component: cytoplasm; nucleus. Gene Ontology annotation, biological process: proteasome-mediated ubiquitin-dependent protein catabolic process; ubiquitin recycling. NCBI's taxonomy places the organism in Eukaryota, Fungi, Ascomycota, Sordariomycetes, Sordariales, Podosporaceae. The transcript has 2 exons. The record is from RefSeq and is a predicted model, not a curated record.
AUGAGCUCUCCAGCCGCCUCCAACGGCAUGGAUGUUCGACGACCUCGAUCUAGCCAUAAGGUGUCUAUGACCUGGGAGGAGGAUGAGGUCACUUCUCGCCGGAGGAUGCAGUUUGCCGAGGAGUGCAUCGAGACCAAGACUGUAACCACCACGACCACGACCAAGAGGUCCUAUCCGUCCCUGUUUGUUCGUGAGCCACGGAGCUUGCAGUCGCUCGACUCAAAAGAAUACCCCCUCGCCGCCAGACAAACCCCGCCUGAACUCCGAAAGUUGACGUUUGAUGUUGACGACCACGAUAUCGAGGGCUGGGCUGAGGAGGACAGCAUAAAUACCCAGGUGCGACGUUCACAAAGUAUUGACUAUGCCAACAUCGUCAAAUCUGAACCUGGCGUGGAGAGUCUCUUGGACAUCUCCACUGUUCGCUCUCAGGAUGUGACCGAGUCCAGCCCGCGCAGAUCACGGAGAUCGGCCGCCCACACAGCUUCACCCAGCAACACACCAGCCGCCGGAAGAAGCUCACAGAGGGCCCACAAGCACGCCGGCCUCCCUAACGCCGCAUCAGAUAAGCUUCGGCGCGCCGUAGCACAUGGAUCUCGUGCGAACAGGGGUCUUCGACACCCCUCCGCCUUUUUAGCCACCCCGGAUACCAGCGAGCUUGCUGCCCUUGGCAUGGACCGACCCUCGCGCCUGAGAGCCUUGAAUACUGACAAUAUCGAGUCCAACACCAGCCAGUCAACUUCCAUCUUCGAUACCGGCAGUCCGGCUGGCAGUGAAUCGCAAACCAUUUUCAGCAAUGUGGCCACCCCGCCCAUCACCGAUGCCGAUCUCGAACCCUACGAGGAUGCCAUCAACCCCUUUCAGUCAAGAGGAAAUAUCAACAACGUUGCGGUCCAAGAUGCCAGCCUCCCAAGUCCACGUCUGUCCCCCACGUUGGCCGCCGCCCAGCCUCAAACAGACGUUCCCGAUGAAGACGCAGCCCCUGAUGCCGAUGCCUCCUUUUCUUCCGAGGUAACUCGCACUGAUCGGAGACGGUGGAUCGACGAUACCCAGAUCACGGAAGGUGACUCGAUGACCAUGUCACCCAUGCAGUUCAGCUCUGGUGGACAAUCACAGGUCAUGGGCUCACAGGCUUCUCAGUUUGUCGACCCGCGCACCCUAAUUGAAGGCUUCGAGGUGCUCCCCAACGAGUUCAAGACGUGGAUUAUGUAUCAGUUUUUGCGAAGAUGCAGCCGGAAGACGCUACGUGUGGUAGCUGAUGUGGUGAACCCGGCCCUUAAGUGCGACUUUCUCCGACAACUACCCCUCGAGCUCAGCCUUCACAUCCUCUCCUAUCUCGAUCACCGGGACCUUUGCCGUGUGGCCCAGGUAUCCAAGCACUGGCGCCAUAUUGCCGACAGCAACGAGACAGGGUGGAAGGAGCUUUUUGACCAUGAUGGAUUCACCCUAUCACCAGGAGAGUUGGACCGCGCCAUUAAGCAAGGCUGGGGUUGGCAGGAUCCUGUCGGGUAUGAUGGUUGUGAGCUUGAUUUGAGCCAUCAAAACAGACUGACAUUGAGUGAAAACGAACUCGUCCGGUCGGUGGUCAAAACAGAAAAGCAGGAGACGCCUGUUCAAAAGUCAACCAGGACGUCCAAGCGGAAGCGUGGGCUGAAUCAUAUCGGCGCUGAUAGAGCCAAGCGGCGUGCUGGGGCCCAAGAGUUUAGGGAUGAUAGGACUUCCCCGGUUCCCAAGACGCACAAAUCCGAGGGGCCCAUCUCAGCUGCCAACGCCGCCGCUAUUGCCGUCCCGGAUCCUCAGAUCGGUCUUCCCAGCUUGCGGCACCUCCAUUUGUUCAAGUCGCUUUACCGGAGGCACUACAUGAUCAAGAACAGCUGGAUGAACGGCAAGGUCAGGCCCGAGCAUGUCGCCUUUGCUGCCCACCCACGCCACGUCAUCACUUGCCUCCAAUUUGACGAAGACAAGAUCAUCACUGGGAGCGACGACACCUUGAUUCACGUCUAUGACACCAAGACGGGCGAGCUCCGCACCAAGCUCGAAGGUCACGAAGGUGGUGUCUGGGCGCUGCAGUACGAGGGCAACACACUGGUGUCGGGCAGCACGGACCGAUCGGUUCGUGUUUGGGACAUCAAGAAGGGCAUCUGCACUCAGACCUUCUACGGCCACACCAGUACUGUGCGCUGUUUGCAAAUUUUGAUGCCUGCAGAGACGGGAGCGAUGGAGAAUGGAAAGCCGGUCAUGAUGCCCCAGAAGCCCUUGAUAAUCACAGGUUCCCGAGACAGCCAGCUGCGGAUUUGGCGGUUGCCCGAGGCGGGCUCUCGACGAUAUAUUCAGACGGGCCCUCCGGCUAGUGACGAUCAGUGCCCGUAUUUUAUUCGUAUCCUCGGCGGGCACACUCACUCGGUCCGCGCCAUCUCAGCUCAUGCUGACACCUUGGUCUCUGGGAGUUACGACAGCACUGUCAGGGUCUGGAAAAUCAGCACGGGAGAGCAACUGCAUGUCCUGCAGGGCCACAGUCAAAAAGUAUACUCGGUAGUUCUCGAUCACAAGCGCAACCGCUGCAUUUCGGGCUCGAUGGACUCCAUGGUCAAGAUCUGGGACCUUGCCACGGGGGCGUGCCUGCACACCUUGGAGGGCCACAGUUUGCUGGUGGGACUUCUCGACUUGCGGGACGACUGGUUGGUCUCGGCCGCAGCAGACAGCACUCUGAGAAUCUGGGACCCCGAAUCUGGCCGAUGCAAGCGGACGCUCGUGGCACAUACUGGAGCUAUCACCUGCUUUCAACACGACGGCGCCAAGGUCAUUUCAGGCAGUGAGAAGAACGUCAAGAUGUGGUCUAUUGAUAAUGGUGAUUUGGUUCAAGAUCUCUUGACAGAUCUGAGCGGAGUGUGGCAGGUCAAGUUUGAUGACCGGAGAUGCGUGGCUGCCGUCCAGCGAGGAAAUUUGACAUAUAUCGAGGUGAGAUUUCUCUUGUCCCCUGUCUAUCAUCGGUGCAAGACAGCUGCUAACCAGACACAGAUUCUCGACUUUGGUGCAGUCCGCGAUGGCAGGCCGCCAGAGGAGCUCGGCAGACGUAAGCUCCUGAACGAAGGAGAGGUUCAACGCCUGCUUGCCGAAGAAGCUGCGUAG